Filobasidium floriforme is the source of this 8968-nucleotide messenger RNA. RefSeq names its product P-loop containing nucleoside triphosphate hydrolase protein. The coding region runs from base 56 to 8785 and encodes 2909 amino acids. Gene Ontology annotation, molecular function: ATP binding; ATP hydrolysis activity. Lineage: Eukaryota; Fungi; Basidiomycota; Tremellomycetes; Filobasidiales; Filobasidiaceae. The transcript is spliced from 14 exons. Gene Ontology annotation, biological process: rRNA processing; ribosomal large subunit assembly. The record is from RefSeq and is a predicted model, not a curated record. Gene Ontology annotation, cellular component: preribosome, large subunit precursor.
GUUCCCAACAAACGAUCCACCGAGAUAGACUGUCGACUUUGAGAUAGCUGUCAGUAUGUCUGGUCAGAUUCACGACCCAAUUACGAUCGACGCCGACGUUGACGUCGAAAUGAGCGCCCCCAUCACCAUCGCGCAACCGGCAGGAGGCAUCGAGACCUUCCCCCUCAACAGCCGGAUUCGAGCAUUCUUGAUCGACCUCAACGUCACACAUGAAGAAUCAAGCAAACGUCCAGAGUUUCUCUCGGAGCAAGCUUACUGUACAUUACGGACGUGGGCUUACGAGCCGUCCCAGGCGGUACUACCUACACGAGAUGUCCUAGACGUCAUCUCUCAAGUCGCAUCUACGCCUGGAUGCGCAUACCUGAUUGUCAAGCAUUUCAGACCUCUUUUAGUGGAUGUCUUUGCGAGAUGGCUCCUUACGCAUGACAAUGAGACCAAGAGCGAAGAGAGAUGGGAAACCGAGCUCUUUGUCUUGGCUGAAAUAGCCGAAUUUGUACCAGAGCUUUGGAAUACCGUCAACGCUUUCCUCUCCCAAUCCCCUUUCGCCAAAUCCACCCCUCUUGCGUUCUUGGGCAAAGACGAAUCCAUCCUCUCCAUCCCCUCCACCCGCCUGCACCUCCUCUUGCUUUCCCACUACCGACUCCUCUCCGCCGACCCUCGUUUAUGUCUGCGGAAUCAAUGGACCAAGAUCCCUCUUCGACUGCUCUUCACACGACAUCCGGAUCAGGGUGUCAGGUAUCUUGCCGUACAGUGUUACAUCCAACAGGUCGGCUUGCCGGAGAAAGACCGGGUCGAGCUGGAAGAUCGUUGGGUCGGAAUCCAGACGGAAGAGCCUUCGGCGUUCAUCACUUAUGGAUGGGAGUUCGUGCCCGAGGAAAACGUUGGAUCAGCGGGGAGGAUGGAGCUGCAGACCGUUGAAGGUUGGGGAUUGCGAACUCGGGAGGCGGUCAGGGAACGAAACUACGGAAACCUCGGAAGGGAUAGCUUGGAAUGGAUAUCAGAAGGGGAUUCGCAUAUUGCGGAAUCCGACCUUUCGCCUUUCACAGCCGUUGUUGGGGGACGAUUGACUUUGCGGGCGCAACUGCCGAUACGGACACAUCGACCGAAGGAGCAUUCCCUGCACGUGGAUAUCGAUUCGAAUCAGAAAGCUUUGAGGUCGAUGGCUAGCCUCUUGGAUAGGAGAUUACCGAUCCUCCUGACUGGAAUGGCUUCAUCAGGAAAAUCACAUUUGCUGCAAUACCUGUCGAUGAUGAUUUAUCCUGCAAUACCGGUGAAUUCUAGGAUCCUGACCAUCUCCCUGGCCGAUACGUCGAUCGACGCCAAAGCGCUUCUGGGGAGCUAUGUCUCAUCACCGACGGAGCCGGGAACGUUCACCUGGGUCGAGGGGGCUCUGACGAAAGCGGUUCGGAGCGGAAGAUGGAUCGUGCUCGAAGAUAUCGACCGGGCUGGUCAAGAGGUUCUGAGUCUGUUUGCCCGGCUUGCAGAUAGUUUGGGGAUCAGCAAAGUGGUUGGAGGGCGGGCGAUGUUGGACAUUCCGGGACGAACAGGAAUCGAGGCUGGAGAGGGAUUUGCACUGUUUGCGACCCGAAAGGUCGUCAAUACUCUGGAUCAAACGAUACCCGCUACAUUCCUCGGUCACAACUAUUUCGUCGAGGUCGCCCUGCCGUCACCCACCGAGCUUGAAGUACAGAAGAUUAUGGAUGUCAAGUAUCCCAAACUGGCUGGACCGCCCGUUCAAGCCUUGUCGGUGGCUUAUCAGAAGAUCAAGCAGAUCGAGCAAAAGUUUGCCAAGUCGGCCUUGCCAGGAAGCGGGGCCAGAAGGAGUUAUGGGCUCCGGGACCUCGAAAAAUGGUGUGCGCGAGUAGCAACUUGUCUGCCCGUCUCUGGCGAGAUUGCUAUGCAUGUCGAUCCAUCUGCAGAUGUCAUGAGGUUUUCGAACCCUUCUGUUCAAGAUGAAGUCUUCCUCGAAGGUGUCGACAUCUUCUUGGGCUCGUUCCCGUACCAAUUGAUCGCUCAGGCUGAGAGGAGACAAGCGAUUGCUCGGAUUCUGGGCGAAGCUUUGGGACUCGGUCAGGAAAGGUCGGAUUGGUUGUUGGACAAGCGAGUACCACAGGUGGAGGUCCAAGGGGAUUCGCGAGCGAGGCAGAGCAGCACAGUGCGGGUGGGUAGAGCCUCCCUGCACGGACUCGCGCCGAGGCCGCAAGACCCGAAUGCGCAACCUGCCAGGCCUUAUGCGAUGACGAAACCUUCGGCCAUCUUGUUGGAACGUAUCGCCGCGGGCAUUACGUUGGCGGAACCGAUGCUUCUCGUUGGAGAGACGGGAACGGGAAAGACGACGGCGGUGCAGCACGUUGCAUCACUGCUGAAUCGACCUCUGACCGUGAUCAACCUGAGCACGCAGACCGAGUCGGCCGAUCUUCUUGGAGGUUUCCGGCCGGUAGACGCAGCGAUCCCUGCUCGACAUCUUCAUGCCAAAUUCUUGGACCUCUUCAGGCGCAGUUUCAGUCGUAAGAAGAACGAAAAGUACGAGGAAGAGCUGCGGAGAGCGAUGGUGGGGUCCAGGUGGAAGAGGGUUGCAGAAAUGUGGAUAGGGGCUGGAAAGCUUGCCAAAGACCGGACACUCAAACGGUUAGCAAGUAAAUCUUCCGAACCUGUCGAUCCUCCAAAUGCCAUCGAUCCGGAACAGAGCGGUUCACGAAAACGACGCAAGGUGGCGGACGAAGAGCUUAGCUCGGCGGAUUUGCAGAGCAUACUGGAUCAAUGGGAUUCGUUGCUGAUAGAUAUCGAAACAUUCGAGCUACAACACGUUAAAGCUGGAGGAAAGCUGGUUUUCGCGUUCGUAGAGGGGCCCUUGGUGCAAGCAUUACGAUGCGGCGAGUGGAUCCUACUUGACGAGGUCAAUUUGGCGAGUCAAGAAACUCUCGAAUCCCUUUCUGCGAUUGUGGAAAACGCCGAUGCAUCGGUGGUACUGACAGAGCGAGGGGAUUUGGAACCAAUCGAACGCCAUCCGGACUUCCGCCUGUUUGCUUGUAUGAAUCCCGCUACGGACGUUGGGAAGAAGGAUCUUCCUCCGGGACUUCGCAUGCGCUUCUCCGAGAUCUACUCGCCCCCACCGGAUGAUGACAGUGAAGCGCUGAUCGCCAUCGUCAAGCAAUAUCUUGGGGACGCAGUGGCAGGGGACCGGUCAGCCAUUCUUGACGUAGCGGAGUUUUACAUGGCCAUGAAGACUUUGUCGCGCGGUCGAGAGAUUGUCGACGGUACCAACACGCCGCCACACUUCAGUAUGAGGACGCUAGCGCGCGCGCUCACGUUCGCCGUGGAUGUGGCCCCCACCUUUGGCUUGCGGCGCGGACUCUAUGAAGGCUGCCUCAUGACAUUCACCAUGUCGCUGAACGGCCCGAGCAUGGACACCGCGCACGUCGUGUGUACUAAGCAUCUGUUGAACGGUCUUCGGAACCCCAAGGCCGUUUUGCGUCAGCAGCCGACCGUCCCUGCAGGAAAAGAUCAAGACGACUUUGUCCGGUUCGGCCACUACUGGCUUACGAGGGGACCCGAGGCUAUUGUGUCCGAUCAGGCAUAUGUGAUCACGCCUUCGGUACAGCGCAAGCUCUCUGACCUGGCCAGGAUCAUCCUGACAGGCAAGUACCCGGUGCUGAUCCAAGGACCAACUUCUGCGGGGAAAACCAGUGCGGUCGAGUAUUUGGCCAAACAGACUGGCCACCGCUUCAUCCGAAUCAAUAACCAUGAGCAUACAGAUAUUCAAGAAUAUCUCGGCACAUAUGCUUCGGACCCAGCGACAGGGAAAUUGGCUUUCCGGGAAGGAUUGCUCGUAACAGCAGUGCGACGAGGAGACUGGCUCGUGCUGGAUGAACUCAAUUUGGCUCCAACCGAUGUGCUAGAGGCCUUAAACCGUUUGUUGGACGACAAUCGCGAGCUCGUGAUCCCCGAGACAGGGGAAGUCAUUCGACCGCACCCCCACUUCAUGUUGUUUGCUACCCAGAACCCACCUGGUCUAUACGCUGGACGAAAGGUCUUGUCCAGAGCCUUCCGAAACCGGUUUCUCGAGGUGCAUUUCGAUGACGUACCGCAAGAUGAACUGCAGACGAUUCUGUGCCAACGGUGUGCGAUCGCUCCGUCUUACGCUCACAAGAUCGUACAGGUAUUCCAGGAACUUCAACACUUUCGUCAGGCUACUCGCAUGUUCGAGUCGAGAGACUCCUACGCCACGCUGCGUGACCUGUUUCGAUGGGCUAUGCGGGACGUGACAAGCUAUCAGCAGCUGGCAGAAAACGGUUACAUGCUCUUGGCGGAACGCGCGCGAAAAGAAGAAGACAAAGCUGUAGUGAAGCGGGUUCUCGAGUCGACCAUGAAGGUUUCGCUCGACGAAACGACAUUGUACACGGUAACUCCUGAAAUUACCAGCGCUUUCGGCCGACUCGGCAUGCCUCUCCCACAGACGCAAUCAAAGCGAGUCGUCUGGACCGCUGCCAUGCAGAGGCUUUUCACUUUGGUUGCGUCUGCCGCCAAAUACGACGAGCCUGUUCUUCUGAUAGGAGAGACUGGAGCGGGAAAGACCUCUGUUUGUGAGGUCUUGGCCGACGUGCUGACGCGAGAGAUGUUCUCCAUCAGCUGUCAUCAGAACAUGGAGACAGCUGACAUGCUCGGAAGUCAAAGGCCGAUCCGAGACCGGUCGUCUCGUCUACUCGCGGCUUUUCUUCGUAUGGAAGCGUUUGUAAAAACGGCCUACGGAGAGAGCCUGGAGCGGCCCGAAAGCCUUUCUGCAGCGUAUGUAUUGGCUCUGGUGGAGAGCUACGAGAAACGGGCUCGAUCCGUCGAUGAGAUGGAACACUUGCGAAAGAUCCGACUUGAAGCCAGCCAGUGCGAAGCUCUUUUCGAGUGGCAUGACGGACCACUGGUCCAUGCCAUGCAACAAGGUGGCAUACUCUUGCUUGACGAGUUAUCCCUUGCCGAUGACUCUGUCCUCGAAAGGCUAAAUUCGGUACUGGAGCCGUCCAAGACGCUCGUCCUAGCGGAAAAGGGAGGCUCCGAUGCUGACGUUGUGAAAGGUGCCCCUGGGUUCCAGAUCGUGGCAACGAUGAAUCCGGGUGGGGACUUCGGCAAAAAGGAACUCUCCCCAGCCUUGCGUAACCGAUUUACUGAAAUCUGGGUACCGGCGAUCACCGACUACGACGAUCUGUACCAGAUCAUGGAUCAAACAUGGUCACACGACAUCCUGAAACAAUGCAGCUCGCCUGUAAUCUCUUUCUUCAGAUGGCUGAACGACAAGGUCCUAGAGCACGCGCAAUCUGGCAUCGGAUUGCGUGAUUUGCUGGCUUGGAUUACAUUUUCCAAUCAUUGCUGGUCAAAGCUCGAGAUGACGGUUGCAGAGAUCUUCGAACACGCUGCUCGACUGAUUGUGAUCGACGGCUUAGAACUGCUUCCCGGAUUGGCUGGUCUCAGCAAAGAGCGCAUCGGUCUCGUCCGCGAGGAUUGUCUGGCCAAAGUGCGUGAACUUACAGCACCGAUUCAGGAAGACUCGUCCCGCACGAAGGCCGAUUCAUUUUUGCACGGAGUACAUUCUACGGACGCCGCUUUCGGAAUCGGACCGUUCAUGCUGCCGAAGGGACCGGUACCCAAUGAUCCCAACUCGUUGCCUUUCGCCAUGCAAGCCCCCACUACGAUGGAUAAUCUGCUACGCGUGCUUCGAGCGUGUCAGUUACCAAAGUCGAUCCUGUUGGAGGGCAGUCCCGGAGUCGGAAAGACUACCCUGGUUCAAGCUCUAGCCGACGCUUCAGGACGGGCGUUGUGUCGGAUCAACCUGUCGGAACAGACGGACCUGAUCGAUCUCUUCGGAUCGGAUCUACCGGUUGCUGGAGGUCAAGCGGGCGAAUUCGCAUGGCAAGACGCAGCAUUCCUGACCGCGAUGAAGAACGGACAUUGGGUCCUUCUUGAUGAGAUGAAUUUGGCAUCUCAAGCAAUCUUGGAAGGCCUGAAUGCCGUAUUGGAUCAUCGAGGCACCGUUUUCAUCCCAGAGCUGGGCAGGACCUUUGAAAAGCAUUCUGAUUUUCGGAUCUUCGCCGCCCAAAACCCCGUACAACAAGGUGGGGGGAGAAAAGGACUACCCAAAUCCUUCUUGAACCGUUUCACCAAAGUCUAUGUUCAAGAACAUGAGCGAUCGGACUUAGAGAUUAUUUGUCGCCAUCUCUAUCCCGGCAUCUCGACCGAUGUCAUCGAUGGGGUCAUCGAGUUCAGCUCGCGGCUUCAAGUUGCCGUCAUGCGGGAUCGAGCAUUCGGGUAUGACGGCAGCCCAUGGGAAUUCAAUCUGCGUGACAUCAUGCGAUGUUUCCGCUUGAUGCUGACACCAACCGGACUGGAGAGUGGAUCCUCGCUGGAAGAUGCGCUGACCAUCGUUUACGUUCGGCGUUUCCGCAGCAAGAUCGACCAAAAGGCCGUUGCCCAGCUUCUCAGGGACGCUUUGCAAACGAUAGUUCAUUCCGACGUACGACCCUGGCCUAGGAUCACCGUCAAUGAUUUCAGCGUUGGUCAUGCGCAUGCACAUAGACGUUCAACGCCAAUAUGGCCUGCACGACGCUUGCAGAUCAGUCACCAGACCCUUCAACCGCAAGAAGCACUGCUUCGUUCCGUAUCCGCGGGGUGGCUAACCAUACUCGUUGGGCCUUCUGGAACCGGCAAACGGAGCCUCGUGAGGCAGACGGCUGAGAUACUGGGCACGACACUCGCAGAAUAUUCCAUGCAUCCGGCGGUGGACACCAUGGAGAUGUUGGGUAGCUUUGAGCAGACCGAUCGCAAUCGCCAUCUCGCGGACAUCUUUACGCUGAUCCUGGCGAGGCUCGACAGAGCUCAGCAGGGUGGUCAACUCGAUCACGUGGAUCUUGAGAACGCUGUGAAUGCAUUAGAAGGCUUCACACGACUCCCGACCGACGUGGCUUUACAACAGGCGGUGGCAUCGGCAAGACAGCUGGUGCACGCAUUUGGCGACCGUUGGGAAGCUCAUGCCGGCUCCUCCAUCGACCAGCAGAUCGACGCCGUACUGAAUAGCUCGGCUACGUCUUCGUUCGAGUGGAUUGACGGCCCUCUGGUCAAAGCAAUCAAAAGCGGUGGCUGGUACUUGAUCAACGACGCGAACCUAUGCAGCUCUUCGGUCCUCGACAGAUUGAACAGUCUGUGCGAAUUGAAUGGGACUUUGAUACUGAGCGAAAGGGGAAAUGCUGAAGGAGGAGUUGAAGUCAUCAAGCCGCAUGCCGAUUUCCGACUCUUUAUGGCAUUUGACCCUCGCAACGGCGAGUUGUCCCGCGCCAUGCGCAAUCGUGGAAUUGAGAUUGGUUUUACGGAUGGCACAGUAGACACGACCGGCCGUGACAUGGACACAAAGCAUGGUAGUCUAGGCGACGCGUACAACAGGCUCGCCCAUUUCGAAGCCGCUUCUAUAUGCGAGAUUCCCGUGGGCGCGGGCAUGUCGAUCCCCAACCAGUUCAAGGCUUCUUUGCUCGGUCGCAUGCUCGCGUCGCAGCCAGGAAGUUCGAUCGCUGGAUUACUAGCCAUCUUGCGCGUACUUGUACCCUCGGAACUCAAAAUCGAGCAAACCAUGUACCGCGCCGUUCAAGACGUUUUGCAAUCUGGACGCGCAGGAAAGGGGGUGUGUGGGGACGAGCAACCGCUGCUGUCAGAAAUGUUUACAAAGGCUCUGCCUAUGGCUUUAUCCACCUAUCCGCCGAUGCAACACCUGGAUCCGCACCGGGUCAUUGUUCGAGUCAUCACGAUGGUGAUAGCAAACGCAAUGGCAAGCACCGUUUCCGGCCUGCAGCCGGAUGAGAUGGGUGGUCAAGUCAUCGUAUUCCUGGAGACCGCACGCCAAGAGAUCGCUCACGGCGCUGCGGCCAUCCUUAGCUCGGACUCUGACAAUACAUUCGAUGCGCUGCAGAGCUACCUGCUUCUGCAAGACGUAACUCAGAUCCUGACCGAGUCUUUAUUGUCGUCCGAGGUCACAGACGUUGCUCUUGUGCACUCUUUGCUGAACGGAUUGGCGAAAGGCUUUGUCGUACCGCCGAGUAAUCGUGUCUUGAUCGGCAGCUUAGAUGCACUUAGGCGUCGCGCCAACCCCCAGACUGGUCUCGCUCAGACGGCAUUAUGGCAAGCGAUACGGCGUCCCAGCAACUUUGACGAAGCGAAUUCAACCGUUAUCGAUGCCCUUUCGAAGCAUGUUCAGGUUUGGGGGACUCUGGGGGAUAGGACGAUCGAUGCAGUUUCUGCUAGCAUCUUCGGACGGGUUCAGACGGGAGAUGCUGUGCCGAAGAUCCUUGAGGCAUGGCAGAACCUUCCCGUAUCCUUUGGAAAAAGUGCUUCCCUCAGGAUCAAGAAGCAGCUCGUAUCUGCGAACUGGCUCAUGUUCCGAAACUUGAUCUACAAGCCUGAUCGGGUUCAAGGCGAGACUUUCGGCACGUACACCGAACUCCUUGCGGAAUUGGAUGAGUUGCGCAACGUCCCAUUACUGGGCUUGGCCUACAUCAAGGCAAAUGACGCCGUUCAUCUCCAAGCACUGGACAGUAGAGCUCUAUGGCUGACCCUUGAACAGUCGCUAGCGUCCUUGUGGUGUUCAAGAGACUCAGCUGCCAAGGGAGGGAUCCAACUGAGUCUUGCUGAACCAAUAAACUUGCAAAACGCGCUGUCGCUUAGGUCCGUCACAAACCGCAAGGAUAACAUCCAAGAUCGUACUGAUAUACAUCCCCGAAUUACACAGAAUGACCAAACAGCUUCGCAUGGGUGAAGUCAACAUCAACAAGGACGAUCUACAGAAGGCGAUCAAAUUGCUCGCAGUCCAUCUGAUGAGCGGGUCAAACAGUAUGGCGGAAAACAAUGCCGAUCUAGCUAUCUAUAUGUUGUUGAAGGUCAUCGUAUACGCCAGUGACCACAUAGACGAAGCUGCCUGUUCCCAAUCGGAACUAGCUAU